Molecule: messenger RNA, 1032 nt
Organism: Chondrus crispus (carragheen)
Lineage: Eukaryota; Rhodophyta; Florideophyceae; Gigartinales; Gigartinaceae
Exons: 2
Coding region: 1-1032 (343 amino acids)
Biological process (GO): protein lipoylation
Cellular component (GO): mitochondrion
Molecular function (GO): lipoyl(octanoyl) transferase activity
Source: RefSeq, a predicted model, not a curated record
AUGCAAAAAUCGAUCGAUCAAUCAAAACGUGCUCUCGCCCUCAGCUCCUCAUCGCCGGACCCCCAUCCUCCCGUCCGGACCGCCCUCCGUUUCUCCGCAUCUCCGUCCUCUCUUCCACCUCGUCCCCCUCCCCUCCCAAAAGCCAUGACCGACACCCUCACAUUCACGUCUACCAUGCCAGUCCAAGUACUCCGUCCCACGCGGCUGCUGCGGCGGUCGCCGAUCACGUCCCCCCUCUGCAAGCGUCGUCGCCUGCCCGCCCUGUGCAGGAUGAGCUCUGCGCGCGACCUGGCGCUCGAGGACCCGCUGCCCUCCGCCACGCCCCUCUCGCAAAUGCAUCUGUACGACCUAACGCGGGCGCCAGUGCCGUACCAGCAGGCGUGGGAGUUGCAGCAUUCGCUCGCAGACGCGCGGCGGCGGGACGCGGCGCUGCCGGAUGCGCUGGUGCUACUCGAGCACGAGCCCGUGUACACGCUAGGCACGGCGAGCAGCCUGGACCACGCGGCCGCGUCGACGGGCAGCGACGUGCCACUGCUAGUGCGCACGGAGCGGGGCGGCGAGGUGACGUACCACGGCCCGGGGCAGCUGGUGGCGUACCCGAUUUUGAACCUGGCCAGACAUCGUAAGGACUUGCACUGGUACUUGCGGUCGCUGGAGGAGGUCGUGGUCAAGAUGCUGAAGGACGGGUACGGGCUGGAGGCCGGGCGGAAGGAGGGGUUGACCGGGGUGUGGGUUGGCGGGGAGAAGGUGUGCGCGUUGGGGCUCAAGGUGAGCAGGUGGAUUACUAUGCAUGGGCUGGCGGUUAAUGUAGACGUAGACUUGGGCGCGUUUGACAGGAUUGUGCCAUGCGGUGUGGAGGGGAAGGCGGUGACGUCGCUGCACAAGCUGGGCGGCCACACGAGCAUGGACGAGGCCAAGCGCGCGUUGGUGCAGAGCUUCUGCUCAGUUUUCGGGCCAUACGACGUGGUGGCGGGGGAUGACGGCGGGGGGAGGGAUGUGACGGAAGCGCUAGGCGACGAGGCAAGGGGAUAG